Phlebotomus papatasi is the source of this 7025-nucleotide messenger RNA. It is a transcript of the gene Slik, whose product is annotated as serine/threonine-protein kinase 10. Gene Ontology annotation, biological process: protein phosphorylation. Gene Ontology annotation, molecular function: ATP binding; protein serine/threonine kinase activity. The record is from RefSeq and is a predicted model, not a curated record. Lineage: Eukaryota; Metazoa; Arthropoda; Insecta; Diptera; Psychodidae. Bases 961 to 5385 code for a protein of 1474 amino acids. The transcript is spliced from 9 exons.
GAGUGCCCUCUGGAGUGAUGUUGAGAUACGUAUGUCAGCCAACAUCGCGAUUUGGGGAGUGCUGCAAUUUACCUCAAUUAAAAGACUUUUUUCACUUUUACUUAGCAUUCAAUUUGUAUGAAACGUGAUUAAUAUUCUAGGGUUGUUCUGGUGAAUGCAAAAUAUCGUGUCACAUUUGGCGUGUAAUGUGUAAAAAUUGGUGAAGAAGUUGAACUUGGUGGUUCACGCCGAGGUGUAUGUGUAUCGUGUGAAAAAUAAAAAUGGCUCUGUUAUUUUGACACACUGUCUAUGGACCUCACUUUUCAAUUGCGAUUUUUGUGGAUUUUCACGAUAGAAAAUAGCAGUGAAUAACUUUGAAAUUACACCAGAAAUAGUCAAGUGCCAAAAUAACCUAGUGAAAUUCUCAGUUUUCUACACUGUCUAAUGAAAUAUUCAUGUGCCUUUUGCUCCAUAUAAUACGCCAGAAGACGUCUUGAGAUUGCCCUUAAUUCUGCUUUAUGGGCAGAUUGCUGGUGUCCGGAAGUAAUCCAUAGUAUCCAGGAGAUAUCUAGGAAGUCCCUUGGAGAGACCAGUGCUGGGCAAUCCUGGAAAAUUGCCAGGAAAUUGCUGAAAAAUGUCGAUUACGUAAACCAUAUUUAAUGACACUACCAAGUAAAUCGAUAUGAGAAAGGAUGCCCCAUUUAGUGAAUCGUCAGUAUUUACGGCGACUCUUUAACCGCAUAUGCAAUUACUAUCGAACGAGGAAAUCAAUAGGACUUUUAACCUACUAAUGAUCUGCAAAAAGAACUCCUCAAACCAAUUGACCUAGAGAAAGUGAGGAGCUUUAAUUAGAGUGGUAGAGUAAGAGAGACAGAUAGAGAGAGAAAAAGAGAUUUAUUAAUCACUGGCAUAUCAUUUGUGAUAAAAUUUCAAAGGAGGAAGAUUAAUUAUAAGGAAUUUGAGGCGACUGUCUCACAAAAGAUGUCAUUCCUCAAUAAUUUGAAGAAGGUGUUCCACCUAGGAGGUGGAGAGGCGAAGAAGAAACGCCUCUACAAUAAUAUCAGAAUGGAUACGGAUCCCACAGAUUAUUGGGAUAUGGUGGGUGAAUUGGGUGAUGGGGCUUUUGGAAAAGUAUAUAAAGCUCAGCAGAAGGAAACAGGAAGAUUUGCUGCUGCAAAGAUGUGUACUCUUGAAGAUGAGGAAAAUAUAAGUGAUCAUAUGGUUGAGAUUGAUAUUCUCUCAGAGAUUAAGCAUCAUAAUAUCGUUGAGCUGUACGAAGCUUUCUCGAUAGAUGACAAACUGUGGAUGUUAAUUGAGUAUUGUGACGGUGGUGCCUUAGACAGUAUCAUGGUGGAAUUAGAGAAGCCACUAACUGAGCCCCAAAUUGCCUAUGUGUGCAAACACAUGACAGUUGGAUUGAACUUUUUGCACAAGAAUAAAAUAAUCCAUCGGGAUUUGAAGGCAGGAAAUGUCUUAUUAACAAUGGACGGGGGUGUUAAAUUGGCUGACUUUGGAGUGUCAGCUAAGAAUAAACAUACUCUUCAGAAGCAUGACACCUUCAUAGGGACACCCUACUGGAUGGCACCUGAAUUGGUGCUUUGUGAGACAUUUCGUGAGAAUCCUUACGAUUUUAAAGUGGACAUUUGGUCUUUGGGUAUUACACUAAUUGAAUUUGCUCAGAUGGAACCACCAAAUUCUGAAAUGUCCCCAAUGAGAGUUCUCCUAAAGAUCCAAAAGAGUGAUCCGCCAAAACUCGAUCAACCAUCAAAGUGGUCAAAAGAGUUUAAUGAUUUUAUAGCAAGAGCAUUGGUAAAAGAUCCUCAGAAUCGACCUACAACAGAUGCUCUUCUCAAUCUAUCUUUUAUCAGUGGACAUCUCGAUAGUAAGCCUAUUAAGGAUCUCUUACUGGAAUUCAAGGCGGAAGUUGUUGAAGAAGAAGUUGUCGAUGAAGAGACAGAGGAACCCCGCAAUUCAGCGCUGCCCCUCGACCUGGACGAUGAUUCUUCAUCUGUACAGAGUCAAGAAACUGAAAAAGUUCCAGAACCACCAUUGCUAUCGAAAACGUCCAAAGACUCCAAAGAGUCCACCCCCGUUCCUGUAGAUGAGGAGGAAAAACCCAGUACAACAACUGAGGAGGUUAAGAAGCGUCCCGAAGAGGUGCUGGAUGAGAAGAGGGCGAUUGUGAAGAAGGAAAAAGGUCCAGCACCGAGACCACCAUUAAAUAUAACACAGACACCACCUACAACACCAACAGAAGUCAAACAGGAACCUCAUCAGGGGCUAAAUGUUGAUCAUACGGAUACUCUAGAUGAAGUUCAGAAGAAGAAAGAUGUCGCCCCAAGUCCGCCGUUGUUAAAGUAUGCCAAGGAACAGAGGAAAUCGACGGAAUUGGAGGAAAUUGUUGAGUUGCCGGCUGAAGUGAUUCAGGAGGCAGAAGGUAAGGGUGGUGGUGUAUUAGUGAAAUCAGAUGUCAGUCGUACGAGUUCUAAUGAUGAUCGUGAGACUCCAUCACCAUCAUUUUCCAAUUCCAUUGCCGUAAAUAAGCCAAAUACAUCAAUGGUUACGGUUAAUUCAAAUACACCAGAUCCAUCCAAUAGUUUGGCCAGUAAUGUGAGUCAAGUGACAGUUGUCACGAGUCAUCCGCCCGUUAUUAUUGAUAAUUCGGUACCAUAUGCCCUGCCAUCGGAGACUCCUAAUGAAGUGGUAAUUGUAUCCAAUGAACUCAAUAAGACCCAUGUCAAUGAGAGUUCAACUGAUGAUGAUUAUCCAUCAUUGGAUAGUCUGGAGAGUACACCGAAGAAGGCUGCUGCUGCGGCAGGGACAAUUGUAAUUCCUGAUCGAUCUGAGGGGAAAAAGAGUAAUAAAACGGCAAGGAAGUUGGAUGAAAGUGAAGUGUUAAUAGUGAGUUCGAGUUUUGUGGAAGAGGAGGAAGAAGAGGAAGAAGAUUCUGCCUUGGACACAACACAUGUUUCUGUUGUGACAGUUGGCGAGGAACAGGUAAAAGUCAAGGAUUCGUCCAAUGUACCCAAACAGCCUAAAUAUGAGUCAACAAGUGAUUUGUCUAAUGUCUCAGUGACUCAUAGUGAAUCCAGUGAAGAGGUCAAAGGUAAACCAUCCAGGGUUAAUGGACAGGUGAGAAAUCGUGAUGAUGUGAGUGUCAUUGUGAAUAAGGAGAAAAAGAAGCCGGAUAAGCGGAAUUCGCCAGAUAGUUCGGUGGGUAGUAUGGAUUCUAGGACACAAAGUGAGUCUGGAUCAAUGCGAUCGGCCAAUGUGACAAAUCAUCAUCACAAAGAUCGAAGUGAUGCUGAGAGUAUUGCCACAACAGCUAGUCAUGAUAGUCGAGAACCCGAGGAGGAGACUAAUGUCGUGAUUGUACGUCGACAGCGUACUGAACAGACCAAGGAGGAAAUUCACUUGAGGAAUCUGCAGAAGAAGACGCGAAAGCGUACGCGAAAAUUCACAAUUGACGGUGUUCAGGUGACAACGACCACCAGUAAAGUCAUCUAUGGGGACAAUGAAAAUGGCAAGGUGUAUGAUGAUCAUUUCUUGCGAAAGCAGGAAUUGCGAGAAUUGAAAUUGUUGCAAAAGAUAGAGAAGAAACAGUUUCAAGAUGUGCAGAUAAAGGAGCAGUUGGCUAAGGAGCAACAAGAGAGGCGUUUUGAACAAGAACACAUUGCACUUCAGAGAACAUAUGAGGCAGAUAUGGAUGGUCUAACGCGACAGCAUAGGCAACUUAUAGAAAAGACUGAGCAACAGCAAGAGAAUGACUUGAGGGCGACAUCAAAAAAAAUUCGUGGUGAACAAGAGCGUGAUUUGAAGUUGUUCCGCGAUGGCCUUAAGCAGGAGAUUAAGUUGUUGAAGCAGGAGAUAGAUUUGUUGCCAAAAGAUCGGCGAAAGUUGGAAUUUCCCAAACGUAAGGCAGCCAUGGAGGCUGAGCAUGAGGAGAAGGAGAGAGCAUUCCUGUCAUCACUCAGUGAGAGUCAUGAAGUGGCAUUGAGGCGUUUGAGUGAGAAGCAUCGAGAUCGUUUGGCCACCAUUGAUAAGAAUUAUCUGCAGCAGAAGCAGACAGCUAUGAGGACACGUGAAGCAAUGUUGUGGGAACUGGAGGAGAAGCAGAUUCACGAGAAACACCAACUGGCCAAGAGGAGUGUAAAGGAUUUGUGCUUUAUGCAGCGCCAUCAGAUGAUUGUGCGUCAUGAGAAGGAGUUGGACCAAAUAAAACGAAUGCUACAACGAAAGGAGGAGGAUCUCCUUAAGCGUCAAACCAUUGAACGACGUGCCCUGCCGAAGAGGAUACAGAAGGAGCGCAAAGUGAGGGAUGCAAUGUUCAGAGAAUCCCUGAGAAUAUCCACACAUUUGGACCCUGAGGCAGAGAGGGAGAAAUUAAAGAGGUUCCAAGAGCAAGAGAAAAAACGCUAUAACCAGGAACAGCAACGCUUCGAGACGAAGCACAUGAGGCAACUGGAAGAGUUGCGGGCAACGGCUGAUGGAACAAUAAGGGAACUAGAACAGCUGCAAAAUGAGAAACGCAAGGCUUUGCUCGAGCAUGAGACGGCAAAAUUGCGGGAAUGCGAUGAGGCUUUGCAGCGUGAGUUGCGCGAAUGGAAGGCUCAGUUGUUGCCACGUAAACAGAAAAUUAAUAGCUCCCUAUCUGCCAUGAUUGAUGAGUAUGAAAAGAAGCACAAUGUGGUAACUGAUCGUACAGAAUUUGAGGGUGAUAUUGUAGUACCACCACAUUUGCGUCACAACACCAUGCUCAAUUCGCGUCCGAUGCGCCUUCAUGGUGGCAUUUUGGGGAGUUUGACGCGUUCUAGGACUCUCUUGUCCUUGUCACACUCCUCACGGGAUUCAAUGCAUGGCUCUGUGCCCGAUUUGAGUCGUAGUGUACCAAAUACACCGCACAUCAGUCAAAAGCUAACACUUGCUAAUUCUGUGGAUUCUGUACUGGAGGAAUCCUCCACGGAUGGUAUGAAUGGUAGUCAGACGUUGCCAGUGAAGAAGAAACCACCACCAAUGGGAAAGGUCGUUGGUGCGGCAUCUAGUUCAAAAUAUGUCUUUACAAAUGAUGGUGUCCAAUUGAGGAGGACAUCGAGUGAGGAGCAACCCAAGAGGAUACCUGGAGCUAAAAAUUUGAGUCAGCAAAUUGGCCGAUCUAUAGCAUCCUUGCCGCCCAUACAUCACCAUCACCAUGUGCAUCAGACUAGAAAUAAUGGUGAUCAACUGAGUAGUAGAUAUUCAUCUCAUGAUAGACGAAUGCCGCGUCUUGAGGAGACUUUUGCUCAACAAUUGGAAGAAAUGGAAUCACUCUACGGGGGAAAUCUUAUAGUUCCUCUUCCAACAGAUUCAUCACCACGUGAUUUAACUGGCUCCACAAGAAGCAGUUUGUCAUCAUACUCAGAAGGUUGAUGUCAGCGCAAAAGAAUUUAGGAAGAAAAUAAUUUUGAGAAAAGGGGAAGGAUUAAAAAAAAAAACUUGUCUAGGGGAAGUAAAUAACAAUAAUACAAUAAUUUUAAUAAAAGAGGAGAAAUGAAGAAAUGUUUUUUUUUAAUGAAAAUGUUAUAAAGUCAUUCUCUAGUGACUUUCAGGCUUAAGAUAUUUCCUUUCUUCUCUUUUUUUUUAAAGAGCUCUAGUUUCUCUUUUCAUUCAAAAUAGCGUGAGAAAUAUAAUGGAAAAUUAUACAAAUUGAAAACCUAUGAAAUUAUUUACAACUACUUAACCAAACUAAUCGAACUAAUAAUAAAUUAUUCUAAGUUAGAAUAUUAAGUAAAUUGCGGAAUGAACAGACCUGUAAAACCUUUAUCUUAAUUUUGCAAUAAAUAUUUUGGUGUAAAUACACAUUCAAUUUUUAAUAUAAACGAAAAUAUAUAUUUAGUGAAUUCGUAAAUAUUUUUAAAUGUUGAUUCUUUUUCUUUAUUCUAUUUUUUUUUGUUGCAUGAAUAAAAAAUAUUUUCAUCUGUUACUAAUAUUUUAAUGUCCAGCGCACAUUAGCUUUUGUUUGUAAACAUGUUUUCAGAAUUUUCCAUAAGUGUGAGCGAGAUAACUAGAUCUAGAUCUCACUCACUCUCAGUGAAAUUCCAAAAACAUGUUAUCAAAACAAAAGUUACUGUGCGCUGGGCAUAAUGCCCAACGCACAAUAAAUUUUGUUUGUAAACAUGUUUUCCAAAUUUCAUAUGAGAGAGAGCGAGAUGACUAGAUCUCGCUUUCAUUCACUCUCACUGAAAUGUCAAAAACAUGUUAUCAAAACAAAAGUUACUGUGCGCUGGGCAUAACUCUAAUUUUUCAUCUUUGUUUUCUUAAUAUACAAACAGCAUUCCAAAUAGUUGAAAUUAAAUAAAAAUUUAAAAAAAAAAAUCUUGUUUUUCAGGUUAGAUAAAAAAUAUAUUAUAUAUAUUCCAAAUUAAUCCAUUUUUUAUAUUUUCCAAUCUACUUUUUUCUAAUUGAUUUUUUAAGGCAUUAAAAAUUUCAUUUACUUUUAGAUACAAUAAAGAAAAAAUAAAAAAAUAUAUAUAAAUGUGCGAAAAGGCUGUUGAGCUACUUGUGAUGAUAUACAAUUUGUAUUUUAUUACAUUACAAAAACAAAACAAGGAAAUUUAUUGAGGAAGUAUUGAAAAAAAUAUAAUCAAAUAAUUGUAAAAAAAAAAUAAUAAUCUUCCGCAGAAAAUUGCCAAUUACAAUUGUAAUAAGUUUCAUAAAAAUAUAGUGAAGAUCAAAGCUGAUAAUAAAGAAAAGAAUGAAUAGAUAGUUUAUCUAGUAGGAAUAAAUGGUCAGAAAAAAAUCAUGAAUAGGCUAAAAGUAGAAAAAAUGUUAAAUUUGCAAAUUCAACUUUUAUACUAUACGCAAAAUAAAAUUAAAAACGAAAAGCUGAGAUGGAAAAUAAAAAUUAAAAAGGAAUAUUGCAAGGUAAAUUCUGCAUAUUCUUUUAAUAACACCACAUCAAAGACAUUUUUUUUUUAAAUAGUCCAUCGCGAGGAAGCAAUAAAUUUUUAAAGGACAAACUAACGAUUUGUGUAGAUUGCGCAUAUAUAAAUUAUAAUAAAAAUGAAAAA